CAAGAGAUCAGAUGUGCGCGCGCCUCCGGAACACCCCUUCUGGUUUUCUGAAAAGGGGGCUGGCUGUGUUGGGAAAUCGGAUUUCGACUAUACGCCGCGGUGACCUCUGCAAUCGCCAGCACUUCAAUUUGGCAAGUGGAACGGGACGUUUUCGCUGACAUUGUGUUUUCAGACGCGUGAUAAAAAAAAAGGUAAAUGAUUUGUUUUUGGGUCACAUGAUGACAGUGGCGAUAGAGCGGCUGUGAAGUUCUCUUUGCGUUGUUUGUUUUCAGAGCGUAAGGAACGCGACAACAUGGACUACAAACCAAUUAUGGACCACGGAAGGUCGAGUUACGGCGUGCCCAAUCCGGGUUAUCUCCCAUCAGCCGACGGUCCUUCUGCAUUGUUUGCCCCACCCGCGCCUGACUCUCAAGGGCCAAGCGCUCCGCCAGCCAGCAUGUUUGAUAACAUGCCCGGCUACGAAGGCACCGUGGCGGGCGGAGGAGGUGGAUUUCUGCCCCCUCCGAUGCCAACGCAUCCGACUCCUCAGCCUCCACCGGGACCUGAACAACCGCAAUGGAAUAUUCCGUCAAUAAGUGAGGCUACGGCGCGGGAGGCGUUUGCACUGUGGGUCUCCAGCAAGUGUUGUUAUAGUUCGGCACCGGCAAAAGAUGGAGUGAUCACCAACAUGGAGGCUUUCAACACCUACAGGUACCGCUUGGAAACGUUCACCGAAUCGAGAUCGACCGAGUGGAGUCAUGAGCCGUAUAAGGGCCAGCCGGUGGAUGCAUACGCCCAACCUCCUCCGGGGCCCUGGGACAUUCCUGCAACGGCCCCCAGUUUUUUUACCGAGAGUCAACAGAUCAUCAAAGUUCCCUACACUUCCUCUAUGAAGAGCUGUCACGUUUGCAUGGGAAUGGGACGGACAACUUGCAAAGACUGUACCGGCGCAGGCAAUAAAGUUUGCUGGGUAUGCAACGGGGCCGGUUUCCGCCAUGGAAACGAGCGAUGCAAUACUUGCUUCGGCAGAGGGCGGGAAAACUGCCACUUCUGCCACGGACAAGGAUUCAAGCAAUGCCCCACUUGUCAUGGAAAACAGCAGCUUUUGGUCUAUAUCAACCUCACCGUAAAAUGGACCAACAACUCGGAUGACUAUGUCGUGGAGCAAUGCAGUGGACUUGACUUGAAUAACCUGAGCCAAGUGUCUGGCAGGGAGGUUUUCAAGGACUCUCAGUACUUGGUUUAUCCAGUGAUGGGGUUCCCGGACCCUGCUGUGGUGAAUGCCGCACAGCGUUUAAUCGGCGAACACCAGGGCAGGUUCUCCCAGAGCGGUCGCAUUCUUCAUCAGCGUCAAACUAUCGAACUGAUCCCUGUCACCAAAGUGACCUACUCGUGGAAAGGGAAAACACACGUUUACUUUGUCUAUGGAAAUGAAUUUAAAGUCAAUGCAGACAACUACCCUGCCACCUGUUGCUGCGCAGUGAUGUAACUGCAGAAGCCGAUGUGUCCCUAUUGUUCUCUCUCGGUAAUGAUGAAAUCUUAAUCAAUGCAGACACCCACCUUGCCACCUGUUGCUGCACAGCAAUGUCAGUGCAGAAGCCAAUAUGUCCAUAUUCUUCUCUCUCCUGACGAUGAAAUCCAAAUUGAAAUUGUAUGCUUGACGUAUUGACUAUAUGACAGUAUAUGGUAUGUCCAUAAAAGUCUGAAUGAUAUGAAGAGAAAGGUCUUGCUACCCAAGCAUAGCAAAGCAAAGCAUAUCGUUAAAAAUGCUUGACCAUGUCUUUCAUCAUACUUUCCUGUAUACAGAACUUUUUUUUCUUGUUGUAUUUUUCUAAAUCAACCCAUGUAUAACUUCUGUGUCAAUGUUUCAAACAAGCGCAUUUCAUAACAGGUUAUGAAUAUCGUUAAAAAUGCUCAAUGAGUACAACCAUCUAUUUAAUCAUACAUUCCUGUAUACAGAACUUUCUUUUAUUGUUGUAUUUUUCUAAAUCAACGUGUGAUUUCUGUGUCAAUGUUUCAGACGAAUGUAUUUUAUUACACGCUUUGACUAAUGUUUUGUAUAAUUAAGACUGCACGUGCUUUUGAAUAAAUACUCGUACAACCUGUA
Molecule: messenger RNA, 2086 nt
Organism: Hippocampus zosterae (dwarf seahorse)
Lineage: Eukaryota; Metazoa; Chordata; Actinopteri; Syngnathiformes; Syngnathidae
Gene: ssuh2rs1
Product: ssu-2 homolog, related sequence 1
Exons: 13
Coding region: 293-1468 (391 amino acids)
Source: RefSeq, a predicted model, not a curated record